This is a messenger RNA of Scophthalmus maximus (turbot), 1828 nucleotides long. RefSeq names its product steroid 17-alpha-hydroxylase/17,20 lyase. The transcript is spliced from 9 exons. Gene Ontology annotation, molecular function: iron ion binding; steroid 17-alpha-monooxygenase activity; heme binding. The record is from RefSeq and is a predicted model, not a curated record. Gene Ontology annotation, biological process: progesterone metabolic process; hormone biosynthetic process. Bases 16 to 1554 code for a protein of 512 amino acids. NCBI's taxonomy places the organism in Eukaryota, Metazoa, Chordata, Actinopteri, Pleuronectiformes, Scophthalmidae.
CUUGUCUCCUGCAGCAUGUUCACUCGUCUCCUCUCCUCCCUCCCUCCCCCCUUCCUCUUCACCCUCCUCGUCUUCGUCGCCGCGGCCGUCGUCCUGUUCCUCGUCGGACGUCCGUCCUCUGCUCCCCCGGCUCCUCGCUCCAUCCCCUGCCUGCCGUGGCUCCCCGUCCUGGGCAGCCUCCCCUGGCUGGGAGGAGGCCUCCCCCCGCACCUCCUCUUCUCCCAGCUGGCCCGAAGGUACGGCUCUCUGUUCGCCCUCUACCUCGGGCCUCACUACACUGUGGUGGUGAACGAGCAUCAGCACGCGAGGGAGGUCCUCCAGCAGAGAGGGAGGGACUUCGCCGGGCGACCGAGCAUGUUCACCACCGACCUGUUGACCAGAGGAGGAAAAGACAUCGCCUUCUCUGACGACUCUCCUCUCUGGAAGUUGCACCGCCGCCUCGUGCACAACUCCUUCACCCUGUUCGGAGAAGGGACCAGUCGCCUGCAGGACAUUGUUCUGUCCUCGGUGGACAGUCUGUGCGUCGAGCUGCUGUCUGGCGGGGGGCGUGGCUUCGACCCGUCUCCCGCGGUGACCAGGGCCAUCACCAACGUCGUAUGCACGCUGGUGUUCAGCGCCACCUAUCGCCACGGCGACGCCGAGCUGCAGGAGGUCAUCCGGUACAACGACGGCAUUGUGCAGACGAUCGCCGGGGGAGGACUGGUGGACAUUUACCCCUGGAUGAAGGUAUUUCCUAACACCUCCCUCAGGAAACUGAAGGACUGUAUCAACGUCAGAGACCGACUGCUGACCCGUAAACUGGAGGAACACAAGGCCUCGCUGAGUGACGGUGACCCUCGUGACCUUCUGGACGCCUUGCUGAAGGGCCAGGCGGACAGGUCGCCCGGGUCGGAGGACGAGCAGAUCACGGACGACCACGUCCUGAUGACGGCGGCCGAGGCCUUCGGAGCCGGGGUGGAGACGACGUCCACCACCCUGCUGUGGAUCCUGGCCUACCUGCUGCACCACCCGGAGGUCCAGGGUCGUGUGCAGGAGGAGCUGGACGAGCAGGUUGGCGGCGGGCGAGCGGUGAGCGCGUCGGACCGUGGCCGGCUGCCGUACCUGGACUGUGUCAUCAACGAAGGCAUGAGGAUCCGACCCGUCAGCCCCGUACUGAUCCCACACACCGCCAUGACCCACAGCAGUAUCGGCGGUCACUCCGUCAGCCGCGGGACUCGUGUCUUGGUCAACAUGUGGUCGAUUCACCACGACCCCCGACACUGGGACAAACCCGACCUGUUCAACCCAGGUCGCUUCCUUGACGACCAGGGUCAGCGGGUCACACCCUCCUGCUUCCUGCCAUUCGGGGCGGGCCCUCGGGUCUGUGUCGGGGAAUCACUGGCCAGGCUGGAGCUCUUCCUCUUCUUGUCGUCUCUGCUCCAGCGAAUGAGCUUCCGGCAGCCAGACGGGGCUCCCCCGCCCAACCUGCAGGGGCGGCUGGGUGUGGUCCUGCAGCCAUUACCUUAUAAGGUCGUCAUUACUCCAAGGGAAGGGUGGGAGGGCGGAGCAAAGUAAAACAAAAAAGGGGGGAGGGGUCAGGACAAGGAAGUAUGACACAAAGUUUUGUUGAAGUUAAGAAUUUAAAUAAAAACAGUCAGGAAACUUUGCAGGUGUGGUGGAGGUAAAAAUGAAUGCGGAGUUACAAGAUUGGUGUGGCCCCACCCGUGAGCACUGAGUAAUGCUAAUGCUAAUCUUACGUGUUGCUCCUUUUGCAGAUUCAGAUUCUAACCCUAAUGCUAUGCUACUUGAUUGAUAUACAAUUAAAAAUAAAGUGUGAAUAAAGUAGAAA